Naumovozyma dairenensis CBS 421 is the source of this 3999-nucleotide messenger RNA. It is a transcript of the gene IKI3, whose product is annotated as Elongator subunit IKI3. The record is from RefSeq and is a predicted model, not a curated record. Gene Ontology annotation, biological process: tRNA wobble base 5-methoxycarbonylmethyl-2-thiouridinylation. Gene Ontology annotation, cellular component: elongator holoenzyme complex; cytosol. The transcript has a single exon. Lineage: Eukaryota; Fungi; Ascomycota; Saccharomycetes; Saccharomycetales; Saccharomycetaceae. Bases 1 to 3999 code for a protein of 1332 amino acids. Gene Ontology annotation, molecular function: tRNA binding; protein binding.
AUGCGUAACUUAAUCACUUUAAAUAAGGGUAGGCUAAGACCAGUAGCCACUGCGAGCACCGAAGAUUCCGAAUUAGAAUUUGAAUUAAUCGAUAGUGUAUUUGAUACUCUAUCAGACAGUAUUACAUGUGUCCUUAGUGCCUCAGAAGUUGGUACCAUUGAAGUCCAACAAUUUAUGAAAGAUGGAUCCAAAAAUGUAUUAGCAUCAUUCAAUAUUGAAACUUUCAACGAUACUUUAUUAAAUUUUAAACAUUUCGGAGAAAUAAAUCAAUUGGUUUUUGUAUUUAAACAAGGUGAUAUCAUUACAGCCACUUAUGAUCCAGUCAAUUAUGUUCCAUUAGAAACUACGGUGGAAAUUGUUGGGUCCAUAGAUAAUGGGAUUGAUGCGGCUGAAUGGUCGUAUGAUGAAGAAACAUUAGCUUUAGUUACAGCAGAUCGUAAUGUGGUUUUAUUGAGUAAACUAUAUGAACCAAUCUCAGAAUAUAAUUUAGAAGCCGAUGAUUUGAAAAUGUCCAAACAUGUUACUGUCGGUUGGGGUAAGAAGGAAACUCAAUUUAGAGGUAAAGGUACCCGUGCUAUGGAAAGAGACGCUUUGGCAAGUUUAAAGGCUUCUGGGUUAGUCGGUAAUCAAUUGCGAGAUCCUACAAUGCCAUACAUGGUUGAUACUGGUGCUAUUACUACAUUAGAUAAUCGUGAAGUGACAAUAUCUUGGAGAGGUGAUUGUGAAUAUUUCGUCAUAUCCACCAUUGAAACUGUGGAAGAUCCUGAUGAUAGUACCAAAACUAUCGAAAGAAGAGCUCUAAGAGUAUUUACACGUGAAGGUCAAUUGGACAGUGCAUCUGAACCAGUGACUGGUAUGGAAUAUAACGUAAGUUGGAAACCACAGGGCUCUUUAAUUGCAUCAAUACAGCGUAAAACACAUUUAGCAGAAGAAAACUCAUUAGAUUUAAUCUUUUUCGAGAGAAAUGGUUUAAGACAUGGGGAAUUUAAUACAAGAUUACCAUUAGACGAGGAAGUGAAGGGGUUGGUUUGGAACUGUAACUCUGAAGUUUUGGCGAUCGUAUUAAGAGACACUAUUCAACUUUGGACCGUCAAGAAUUAUCACUGGUAUUUGAAACAGGAGGUAUAUUCCAAAGAUAUCCAAUUUGCUAAAUGGCAUCCAGAAAGGGAUUUCACUUUAAUGUAUGGUAAUGAUAAUUUUUUAAAUAUUGUGGACUUCACUUACAAGACUGCUCAAGGUCCAACUUUGGAACCAUUUGAUAAUGGUACAUCUUUAGUCAUUGAUGGUAAUACAGUGAACAUCACACCAUUAGCAAUUGCUAAUGUUCCACCUCCAAUCUAUUUCAGAGAUUUUGAAACUUCCGAAAAUGUUAUCGAUGUAGCCUGCAAUCUAUCGAAUGAAAUAUUUGUCGCAUUGAACAAAGAUGCGUUAAUAUUUGCUAACGUUUCCAACUUCGAAGAUAUGAAAAAGGGAAAACAUCCAACAAUCGCAUGUAGUUUCCCUAAAUCAAAUUUCGCAACAGAGUUUGAUUCUUUACGUCAAGUAGCCUUCAUGAAUGAUAGCAUAGUAGGUGUUUUACUAGAUACUGAUAAUUUAUCUCGUGUUGCUCUAAUUGAUGUUCAAGAUGUCACUCAACCAAUAGUAUUAAACGUUGUUGAAGUUUAUGAUAAGAUUGUCCUUCUUAGAAACGAUUUUAAUUACAAUCACCUAGUCUAUGAAACAAGAGAUGGAACUGUUGUCCAACUAGACGCUGAAGGUCAAUUGAACCAAAUCACUAAAUUUCCUCAAUUAGUACGCGACUUCAGAGUUAAGAGAGUUCAUAACCAAGUAGCUAAUCCAGAUGGAGGUUGGGAGUCAGAAAGUUCUGAAUUAGUUGCAUUUGGUCUCACAAGUAAUGGUAAACUUUUUGCGAACCAAGUUCAAUUAGUCUCUGCAGUAACAUCACUGGAAAUUACAGAUAAUCUACUAUUGUUUACUACUGCCCAACAUAACUUACAAUUCGUUCAUUUGACAUCUACUCACUUCGAACCACUUCCUAUUGUUGAAAAUGAUGUCGAAGAUGAAAGAGUUCGUACAAUUGAAAGAGGUUCUGUACUAGUUUCUGUCAUACCUUCGAAGGCUGCUGUUAUUCUACAAGCUCCUCGUGGUAAUUUAGAAACAAUAUAUCCAAGAAUUAUGGUCUUAUCUGAAGUUCGUAAGAACAUCUUACUGAAACAUUACAAAGAAGCUUUUAUGCAUUGUAGAACACAUAGGGUCAAUCUGGAUAUUCUUUACGAUUAUGCUCCAGAUCUUUUCUUCGAUAACUUAGAAUUAUUUAUCAACCAGUUGGAAAAGGUGGAUUAUUUGAACCUAUUUAUCUCCUGCUUAGGUGAAGAUGACGUUACUCAAACAAAGUACAAAGAAACCAUCAAAUCUGGGAUUGCCGAUUCAUUUGAAACUGCAGCUGCUCCAUUGACAGAAAUGCAACAAUACAUGAAGAAAAAAAUGUUCGAUCCAUCCACUUCUAAAGUGAAUAAAAUCUGUAACGCUGUCCUUGAAGUUCUUCUAAGUAAUGAAAUAUACAAGAAAAAGUAUAUUCAAACUAUUAUUACUGCCUACGCAUCUCAAAGACCACAAAAUUUGGAAGAAGCUUUGAAAUUAAUUGCGUCUGUUGAAGAUAAAGAAGAAAAAGAUUCAUGUGCUACGUACUUAUGUUUCUUACAAGACGUUAAUGUUGUCUAUAAAGCAGCUUUAUCAUUAUAUGAUGUUAAAUUAGCAUUACUGGUGGCUCAAAAAUCUCAAAUGGAUCCACGUGAAUAUCUUCCGUUCUUACAAACCUUGCAAGAUAAUGAGCCACUUCGUCGUCAAUUCUUAAUUGACGAUUAUUUAAAGAAAUAUGAAAAUGCUCUAGAACACUUGACUGAAAGUGAAAAGGCACGCGAUGAGGUUUCUGAAGAAAUUAUUGACUAUGUUGAAGUCCAUGAACUAUACAAACAUGCUUUAUCUAUCUUCAAGUACGAAUCUAAGAAACAAAAUAUUAUAUAUGGUCGCUUCGCUAAGCAUCUUGCCUCAAAGCAAGAUUACGUUGAAGCUGGUAUCAUCUAUGAAAUGCUGACUGAAUAUAAAGAUGCUAUGGAUUCUUAUGUUUUGGGCAAGAAAUGGAGAGAAGCAUUAUAUAUUGCCGUCGAGGAAUUUCCCGACCAAGUCAAAACUGUGUCCGAAGAUUUGGUUUCCUCUUUAACUUUCGAACAUAAAUAUGUUGAUGCAGCUGAAAUUCAAUUAGAAUUCUUGAAGGAUAUUGAAGAAGCAAUGACUCUUUACUGCAAAGCUUAUAAAUAUGAUACAGCUUGCUUGAUUGCUGUAACCAAUAAUAAAUCAGAGUUGAUUGAAAAAAUUGUUGAUCCAGGGUUAGGUGAAGGAUUUGGUGUUGUUGCAGAAUUAUUGGCAGAUUGUAAGGGCCAAGUUAAUUCUCAGUUGAAGAGAUUGAGAGAGUUGCGUACUAAGAAAGAAGAAGAUCCUUAUGCAUUUUAUGGACAAGAAACUGAACAAGCUGACGAUGUUUCUAUUGCUCCCUCUGAAACGUCUACCAAGGAAUCUUUUUUCACUAGAUAUACAGGCAAAACAAGUGGUACUGCCAAGACAGGUGCUUCAAGACGUACUGCAAAGAAUAGACGUCGUGAAGAACGUAAAAGAGCUCGUGGUAAGAAAGGUACUAUUUAUGAAGAAGAAUAUCUUGUCCAGUCUAUUGGUAGAUUAUUAGAUAGAUUAAACCAAACAAGACCUGAUGCUAUCAAAUUGAUAGAUGGGCUAUGUAGACGAAAUAUGAGAGAACAAGCAUACCAAAUCCAAAAGAAUUUUUUGGACGUUUUAGAUUUGCUAAAGACACAUGUUGAGGAAAUAUAUUCAAUUAGCGAGAAGGAUAGAGAAAGAAUUAACGACGAUGGAGAAGUCUAUCAUGUUCCUGAAAUACCUGUUCCACUGAUUGAAGAUUUCCCAACCAACAAGGUCAUUGAUUUCUAA